Cokeromyces recurvatus is the source of this 2453-nucleotide messenger RNA. Its product is annotated as rab-GTPase-TBC domain-containing protein. The coding region runs from base 69 to 2369 and encodes 766 amino acids. Gene Ontology annotation, molecular function: GTPase activator activity. The record is from RefSeq and is a predicted model, not a curated record. The transcript has 5 exons. Gene Ontology annotation, biological process: activation of GTPase activity. NCBI's taxonomy places the organism in Eukaryota, Fungi, Mucoromycota, Mucoromycetes, Mucorales, Mucoraceae.
AAAUAAUAAAAUCUUGUGUUUUGCAUAAAAAGCACUUUGUUUUUCAUUUCUUAACAUUUAUUGUCAAAAUGGGAGGAAGCACCUUAAACGAUUUUAUGCAUUCUUCAAUAAUAGAAAGUAAUCUCGAAGCAAGCUCUUCUUUAAGAGAACAACAGUUAAAUGACAGGACAUUAUAUAAUCCAUUUUUAAAUCAUCAAUCAAGUUUUUCAACGAUUUACCCAACCUAUAAUCCUUCGGAAUUUCAACUGGAUCCUAUAUCCCUUCUUCCUCCUGAGUUACCGCCUAGACCUGCUGCGUAUAGAUCAAUAGCAGCUACUACUUCUCCCACUGCAUCUUCUAAUAAUAAAGUCCGCUUGAUAUAUACUAAAUCAGGAUUUUAUCUCAAAACCACAUCCAUAAAUUCAAUACAUGGUUUUUUUGCUAUUGUUUCGAAAUCAAUGGAAAAUGUAAACAUUUUAAUAGCUUGGAUCCCAGAAUAUUUAAUUGAGCCUCAUGAUAUUACAAAAUUUAUUGAAUUAGAUGGUGUCUUAGCUGUAGAUCAGGGAUUUCCAACUAUUGAUUUGAACUUUGGUGAGGAAGAAACGAUGACAAUCGGAAUAAAGAACAUUCAUUCGUUAUACAUAUGUCCACCAUUAUCAACUACUCAAGGCUCUAUCAUCAUCACAUCUCGGACUGGUGACAUUUUGAAACCAUUAUGGUAUUCGGCCUUGAAUGAUUCAACCCUCUAUCAUAAUUGUUAUUUAGAUAAAGCUUCGUGGCCAGGAUAUGAUAUUAUAGAUAUAUUAGAUGCAUUCACUCCAUUAAAGAGGGAUGCAGAGCAUCUAUAUUUGGUAGGUGAAUCUAUUUCUGACAAUAAUACAAAUAAAACAAAUAUAAAUUCUGUUAAAGAGCAAGAAUUCUCUGCUGAAGAAGCAUGUGGGUCAAGUAUGGAUCCUAUUACUAAAGUACUACAAGAGGCUCGAUGGAAUUUACUUGAGCGGUUUUCAAGAAUUACUCAAUAUUCCCGAAAUACUGCAGCACAAGUGCUUGAACACCCUAUAACGAGACCUUUGUUACCGUUAAUGCCACCUUCUGUUCAAGCCUUAAGUAGAAAUGGCAAUGUACAGAAUACAAUAAAUGAAUAUAAUAUGGCUUCAUAUUAUUUAGCAAGAUGGAGUAUUACUACCUCAGCUUCUCGUUAUUAUCAAGCAGACGAUUUGGAUGGUCUAUUAGUAGGUAUGCCUGAGCUUUAUGGUCCUGCUCCAAUUCAUACUCGUCGUUCGCCUCUUUUGCCUGAAGAAUGGGUUCAGCUCUUUGAUAAUGAAGGUCGUUUAGCAGUCUCAGUUGAGUAUGUGCGAAAACUGAUCUUUCGUGGGGGGAUUCAUUCUGAUAUUCGUAUUGAGGCAUGGAAGUUUCUCUUAGGAAUUUACCCUUGGGACUCUAACUUUAAUGAACGAGAGGCAUUACGUCGAAGUCGACUCGAUGCCUAUUACAAUAUAAAGGCACGCUGGUUUGAUCAUCCUGAAGUGUGCAGUACGAAAGAAUUUCAAGACGAGAAGCAUCGUAUUGAUAAAGAUGUCCAUCGUACCGAUCGAACUCAAGCGGCCUUUGAAGCUGAAGAUCUCCCUAACCCAGAUCCUGCUAUGGCAGUAGGAACGAACCCAAAUUUAGAAACUAUGAAGGAUAUAUUAGUUACAUACAAUUUUCACAAUACAGAGCUUGGAGGAUAUGUGCAAGGCAUGUCAGAUCUUUUGGCCCCUCUCUUUGUGGUCAUGGGAAAUGAAGCAAUGGCGUUUUGGACAUUUAGUGCAUUGAUGGAUCGUGUGCAAUCCAACUUUUUUAUAGAUCAAUCAGGUAUGCAUAGACAACUCAAGACCUUGAAUGCAUUGAUUCAAUUUAUGGACCCUAAUCUUUAUCGACGAUUGGAAGAAACAGAAUCAUCUAAUCUCUUUUUCUGUUUUCGAUGGUUACUAGUAUGUUUUAAGCGUGAGUUUGAAUGGGAAGAUGUCAUUCGAUUGUGGGAGGUGCUCUGGACAGAUUAUCUAACGGAUAAAAUGAUUUUAUUCAUUGCUUUGGCUAUUAUUGAUAUGCACAGGAAACAAAUGAUGGAAGAGUUAAAUCAAUUUGAUGAGAUAAUCAAGUAUAUUAAUGAUUUAACAGGAAAUAUACCAUUAGAACCAGUAUUAGAAAGAGCAGAAGUUUUAUUUUAUCUGUUUGAAAGAAAAGUAAGAGCAAUACAACAUAAGAAAAGAUUGUUACAAGAGCAAUUACAAUCAAGAGCAGUCUGGAACAGUAAUGAAAGGCAAAAAAUACUAGAACAUAUUGACAAACUAAAUAUAUGUGAUAAUUUAUUGGCUUUACUGCCAAAGAUACCUAGUUCCACUUUAUAAGCUUAGUAAAGGAAAUAAACGAUAAUAUAUAUUUUUAUAUAUAUCCAUAAAUAAAUUGGAUUUAUCUUAUAAUAUCAUCUCAAA